AUGAGCAGGGCGUCGAGCUGGGACAUGGACGGGCUGCGGGCCGAGGGCGGCUCGGGGGGCUCGUCGCCUCCGCCUCCUCCUCCGCCUCCUCCUCCGCCGGCGGUGGGGUCGGUCUCGGCUCCGUGCCGGGGCUUCCUCAGCCCCCCGGGGUUCGGGCCGCCCUCGGUCCGGGCGACGGCGUCCGGCUUCGCCUACCCGGGCGGGGCUCCCGAGCGGUCCGGCUCUUCGUCCUCCGCCGAGGCGGCCCCGGCCAAGGACUGUCCGGCCCCGGCUCCCCCGGCCGCCCCGGCGCUGGGCUACGGCUACCACUUCGGCAACGGAUACUACAGCUGCCGCAUGUCCCACGGCGUGGGACUCCAGCAAAACGCCCUCAAGUCUUCCCCCCACGCCUUCCCCGUGGAAAAGUACAUGGACGUCUCCAGCCUGGCCAGCACCAGCGUCCCCGCCAACGAGGUCCCCUCCCGGGCCAAGGAAGUGUCCUUUUACCAGGGCUACACCAACCCUUACCAGCACGUCCCCGGGUACAUUGACAUGGUCUCCACCUUCGGCUCCGGGGAGCCGAGGCACGAAACGUACAUUUCCAUGGAGGGCUACCAGUCCUGGACCCUGGCGAAUGGCUGGAACGGCCAGGUUUACUGUGCCAAAGACCAGUCUCAGAGCUCACACUUUUGGAAAUCCUCCUUUCCAGGGGACGUGGGUCUAAAUCAGCCUGAUAUGUGUGUCUACAGACGUGGGAGGAAGAAACGAGUGCCGUAUACCAAAUUGCAGCUCAAAGAACUCGAGAACGAAUACGCAAUUAACAAGUUCAUUAACAAGGACAAGAGGCGAAGGAUAUCCGCAGCCACAAACCUGUCUGAGAGACAAGUGACCAUUUGGUUUCAGAACCGAAGAGUGAAGGACAAGAAAAUAGUCUCCAAACUCAAAGACAAUGUCUCGUGAUCCAGGGCGGAGGGCAGUAACGGACAAUAAAAGCGGAAUCAGCCCUUCUCCUCCCAGAAACUAUGGGAUAGACUUGAAAAUAUAUUUAAUUUUUUUCCUUCUCCCGGCGAUGGCGACAUUUUGAGAACCAACUUGUCUUUCGUGUCCGCAUUUGGCUGUAAAGGAAAUGUUGCCGAACUUGAAUUUGUAGUUUUGUUUCUUACCGGGCUAUUGGUGAUUUUACUUUUAUUUAGUAUUUCCCAAAGUUUUGAUUUCCCCCUCCAGCCCAGUAGAGAGGAAUUGAUCUAGUGUGAACCAUUUUCAUUACGAAUUUCAGCACCCCGAAUCUGUUCACUAUCUUUGUUUAAAAAAAGGAUCGACAAUCUGGCACCCACACACUUUCACUUAGUAUUUGCAGUCACAAACCGCUAUGGCCAAACGAUUUUAAUUUUAAGAAACACCCAGUAAUUGGAAUGACGAAAUAACCACAAAGCAAUAAUUACCCCAAUUCAAGCUGGAGGAUGCCAGCCCGGGAAA
Molecule: messenger RNA, 1455 nt
Organism: Tachyglossus aculeatus (Australian echidna)
Lineage: Eukaryota; Metazoa; Chordata; Mammalia; Monotremata; Tachyglossidae
Gene: HOXD13
Product: homeobox D13
Exons: 2
Coding region: 1-939 (312 amino acids)
Biological process (GO): regulation of transcription by RNA polymerase II
Molecular function (GO): RNA polymerase II cis-regulatory region sequence-specific DNA binding; DNA-binding transcription factor activity, RNA polymerase II-specific
Source: RefSeq, a predicted model, not a curated record